Molecule: messenger RNA, 2420 nt
Organism: Schistosoma turkestanicum
Lineage: Eukaryota; Metazoa; Platyhelminthes; Trematoda; Strigeidida; Schistosomatidae
Source: the annotation of a GenBank genome assembly
AAACUUUUUACUUUUAGUGGAAUAAAUGCUUGUUUGCCAUAUUUGCUCUGAGUUACUUUUGCUCUCCGCUAUUCCUAUCUAAUCUCACUUGACUUCGUCGUCUCAAUACUUCUUUCUUUCUUUGGUUACGUUUUGGCUGGUGGUCAAGUGUACCACAAUACAAUGUUGCACCUCGUUUUGUUAAUUUUAUGGCUUGCAGAUAAAUCAGGUUCUACAAAAUUCACUUUAUCCGUAAUCCCAGCUGACCAACCAGUACUUAUUGGUCAAAAAGUGAUUUUAAAAUGUCAACUACAAUUUCCAACAAACUAUGCAGUGUUAUUUAAGCGUAAAGAACAGAUGAUUUCAGAGAAAUGUUACGUGUAUGAGCCACAAAAGUAUCAUCUAGUAUGUGAACCGAAUGAUUGGACAAGAGCUGAAACUUAUGAAUUACAUAUUAAAUCUGUUUCUUGGGCAGAUCGUGGUGAUUGGUUGUGUAUUUAUGCAGCAAAUAUGACCAGACAAACUCUUGAAGUAUAUGCACCUGCUAAAUUGGAAAAGAUGGGUGUAUCAAGUCUAACUUCUUUACCGGUUACAAAUAAAGAAGGCGUAAUCAAAGAUUCCAAUUCACCUUCAGGAUUAUCAUCUUCAUCGUCGUUAGCUACAGCCGGAUUGGAUUCAGCUUUAUCUAUCAUUCGUACACCACCUAGUCAACAUAUUGGCCUAGGUACUCGUACUAAUCCGUAUGAUUUACGUCCUGGACUGGGAAUUCAAUUGACUUGUGAAACAACUUGUGGACAUCCUCGAGCCAAUAUAACUUGGCUAGUUAUGAAUGAGACAAUGACUAAAGCAAUUAUGCCUACAACUGCAAAUAAAUUCGAUGAGAAUGCUUGUAGUAAUUCAUUGAAUACAAUACAUAUGACAACGACUAAAUCAAAUUUACAAAUUCAUUGUUCACAAUUAGAUAUUAUUGGUUUAAAUCAAAUUCAAUGUUCAGUUAGUGGACCACAAUAUAAAAAUAUUUUAUUGACAAGAAAAGUUUAUAUAUUAUGUCCUGAUAAAAUUGAAUUAGAAAAUCUAAAACAUCAAAUGACUACAAAUGCAAUCACUAAAGAACACCGUGUACGACGACGUGGUGAAAGACCAAUGCGUUUAACAAGUGGUGAAGUUGUCGGUAUAGCAGUCGGUUCAGCAUUAGGUUUAAUUUUAGUAUUUAUUGGUUGUAUUAUUUUGCGUAAUAAUGGGAAAUCGUCUCCUUUAGCAUUUCAUGGUCAUAUACCCGGUCAACGUGUAUAGUAGUGAGUAGUGCAACAAGAAGAAUUAAAUUUUAUCUUUGUUUCUCUCUUCUUUUUUUCUUUUUCACAUUGCUUCAUUGAUUCUCAUUGUUUCUUUUUGCUCAGUGCUUUUAUUAUGAUUAUGUUUUUCUCUUUGUAUGCAACAGUUUUUUCUUUUCAUUUUUCCCUAUGUACUACUGAUAAUGAUAAUUAAUAGUAGUAUUAGAGUAAUAUGAACAGCAUUCUGUAUGUGCCACCUAGUUGACGAUUGCAUUGCAUUUACAAUAAUGCAUUCCCUGUUUUAAUUUCAUUCUGUUUUUAUUUUUAUCCAGCAUAUAUUAUUUGCAUAUAAAUGUCAGUAAAAAUAAAACUAUCAAAUUCUUUAUUCACCCUCUCACUCUUAUCAUCAUCAUCUCUAGCUGUGUGUGUACAUUAAUUUUAUUUUAACUUUUUUUUUAGGCAAUAUAAAUUAUUUCUGCAUAAUUUAAUAAUAUUGUAUUUUCUUUUUGUGUGUGUGUGUGUGUCAUUUAUGUUACAUAUCAUUUAUGUGUUCAAGUCAAAUUAAUUUUUAAUUACAUCUAUGGAUGGAUGGACGGAUAUUUCUAUAUAAUGAUUAUUUCUAUUAGUUCUAUUGCAUUUUCAUUGUUGUACCAACAUUUUAAAAUUCAAUGUGAAGUUUGUUUUUGUGCUUUUUUUUAAAUUUUAUUUAUUAUUUUGUAUGCCCUAAUAUCUCUUCACUUUGUUCACACAUGAAUUUUAUCAAAAGAAAGUUGGUACUUGACACUUGAUCAAAACUUAUAUACAUUUUGCAUAGGUCGGGGUGGUAUUCAGUGUCAAUGAAAGCGUUUGGGUGGUUGGGUGGGUAGGAUGUACCAUGUUACAGUUGAAUUGUCUGUUAGCUUUGUAACUUUUCCUCUCAACUAAUUUUCAAAUGUUUUUUUUUAAUCAUGUAAAUAAUUAAUAACUUUUAAUUAGUUUAUUCUUGUUAAUUAAUAACUUUAUGUUGUAUGUCUAUGUGUGUUUUUUCUAUUUGUGUAUGUAUGCGUUUGUUAAUUUUGACAACCAUUAUUCAUUCAUACUUCAUUAUGGUACGAUGAUACAAUGCUUUUUUAUUUGUAAUGUUAUUUUAUCUCGAAAUAAAACUUAAUUUAUGUAUCUUAUAUUCUUGGG